This is a messenger RNA of Adineta ricciae, 933 nucleotides long. NCBI's taxonomy places the organism in Eukaryota, Metazoa, Rotifera, Eurotatoria, Adinetida, Adinetidae. The record is from the annotation of a GenBank genome assembly.
AUGUGUCAAGCAAAGCGACGCCGAAUUGAAAAAGAUUCAAAAGAGGUCCGAAUAGUACCAACACGGUUCGAUGAUUUUUCAAAUGAAAUCAUCUGCGAAGUAUUUGAGUACCUCGAUGCUUACAAUGUUUACACAUCUUUUCUUAAUCUCAAUACUCGCUUUCAAAAUCUUGUUUUGUAUUCUACUUUUCCCCUCCGAAUCGACAUUUUUCUGGUAUCAAAUCGAUCAUUCCAUCGAUAUUAUACGCAAUUUCUUCUCCAACAUCUCCACCGAAUUCAUUCACUUUGCCUAUUAAAUUCUUUUCCUAUGGCUCUUACAAUUCUCUUAUUACAAAAUACUUCGAAAUUCACUCGACUACGCUACCUUCUCCUCGAUCAAAUGGAGCUGGUCUACCUUGAAAAUCUUCUCCUUGCAUUAACAACAAUUCCUUCUCUCUAUUCAUUGAAUACCAUCUACAAUGGUCCCGACUCCGGUAAAUCUAAUAUAUACGAUUUAAUAUUCCGCUUACCUACUUUAAAAUAUUGCAAAAUGACAUUCAAAACUGGUUUCGACGCGGAUCUACCACCUGCAGCCAACAACUCAUUUAGUCCAAUAAAAUACCUUUAUUUGAAAGGAGAAUGUAAACUCAACAUCCUUUCAUCUAUUUUAUCAUAUACUUCUCAACUCCGUUAUUUAUCUGUGGACACGUUGGAUGCAGAUGCUCGCGGUCCAUCUGAAAUUCUCUCUGUUGCAUCGAAUAACUAUCUAUUACGCGCAUCGAUUUCACUAGGAAAAAUUCAACCUGAGCAGCUUCUAUCCUUCAUGUCACGACAUUUUACACAUCUAAACAUGUUACAUUUAUCGAAAAGUGCAAAUAACUUGGAUGUUUACCAAUGGAAGGCGUUGAUUUUAUCUCAUACUUCACAUUUACGUAUAGUUAUUUCAUGCAAUUAA